AUGCAGAAUCCCAACGACGCCGCAUAUCGGCCGGCCGAAAAUUUGCGAAGGGGUGCCAUGGAGCACGCCUUGGCGAAAGCAGCAGCGAGGUCGGAAAAUAUUCUCGGCUCAUCUGAAUCGGAAUCCACGUCAAGCUCAGAGAGCGACAUCUUUGAUGACGAAGCGCGCAGGCACCCAAUUCCCAAGCGUGUCCUAUCAGCAGUCGAAGUGCCGAUGAUUGUCAUGAAUCUGGACCGGGCUGAAAAGGCGUUUGGAAGAAUCACCAGUUUCCAGAACGUGCUCGACUUGGAUCGCCUGAGCAUCCCCUUCUAUCUCAACCCAGAGAGUCCUUUCAGGAGACCUGUCAUGUCGCAUAACGCCGCUACACACAACGUUGUGCUCAAAAUCACUGUUCCCAAAAGAACAGGGAGGAAACGUAAGAAAGGCUCAAGCGGCCCCUUCGAGGGCGAGUCGAACGCGAUGGAGCCUGGGGCUGUGGAUGCGCCCUCGUCCUACGUAUGCUCCAAGGCACGAGAAGAUAACCCAAGAGUCUUACGGCGGAAGCUACAAGACAACAUCGACGACUACCGUGUUGAGCCGGUUGGCCUUGUGAAGGGCACGCACCGAUUUCGAGGCCCAGCUGACUUUCAAUGGAACAUGGACGAGUCGCCUUUUAUCAAGCGAUUUCAAGAGGGCGUCAUGUCUGGCGACCUCAACAAGAUGCGAGAGUUCAAAUUCAACGAGGGAACAGACCUGGGUCCGAAUGUUGAGCUAAUCCCACCUCCACAAUGGGCUACAACCGCCCUGCCGUUCAAUUAUACGUACGAGCAGAAUCCAUACGUGCGUCCCGAGAUGGACCCUAGUGGCAAACAAACAUUGGUCAACACACAGAUGCCGGUCUUGGUCGGAUAUUUCCUUAGUGCCGACCAGUACCCCGUACCAACGGGCCCGCAGUUCGAGUAUGAUGGCGGUGACCUGAGGUUGAGAUGUGCAUCACUCUCUCCAAGGAGCUUAUGGAGGACAGGCCGAUAA
Messenger RNA from Verticillium alfalfae VaMs.102, 1011 nucleotides. Its product is annotated as transcription factor tau subunit sfc1. Lineage: Eukaryota; Fungi; Ascomycota; Sordariomycetes; Glomerellales; Plectosphaerellaceae. The transcript is spliced from 2 exons. The coding region runs from base 1 to 1011 and encodes 336 amino acids. Gene Ontology annotation, cellular component: transcription factor TFIIIC complex. The record is from RefSeq and is a predicted model, not a curated record. Gene Ontology annotation, biological process: transcription initiation at RNA polymerase III promoter.